AUGUCCUACGACGACCGCGUCAAUGCGCGCCCGAACCUGAACGAUGAGUCCGACGUUGAGGAGGAGGCCCUGGUCAACGACUACCGGGAGCAGGUCAAUUACGAGGAUGGCAUGAGUGACCUGGACCGAACAACAUCGCUCGGUGGCUCGCAGGCUCAAGAUCUCCAGGCACAGGUGACUGCCGCCGCUACCCCGCUGGAGUACCAGGCGACCCUCGAGACCAAGUUCGCCAGCUACGACAAUUACUGCAGUCUCUUCCACUACAUUCUGAAUUCGGAGGGACCCGUGGACCUGGAAGUUCCCUCGUACUACUGGGCGUGGGAUGUGAUCGAUGAGUUCAUCUACCAGUUUGAGUCGUUUUGCCGCUAUCGCAACCGUGUCGCCCGUAGUGGCUCGUCCGAAGAGGAGGCUCAGUUGCUCCGCGAGAACCCCAACACCUGGGGCUGCUACUCCGUGCUGAACGUCCUCUAUUCCCUCAUCCAGCGCUCUCAAAUCAAUGAGCAACUCGCUGCCAUCAAGCGCAACGAGGAUCCGGUCGCCGUCGCUGGAGAGUACGGCUCUCGCCCGCUGUACAAGAUGCUGGGCUACUUCUCCAUCAUUGGCUUGCUCCGCGUGCACUGUCUGCUCGGCGACUUCAGCCUCGCCAUCAAGACCCUCGACGACAUCGAGAUGAACAAGAAGGCCAUGUUCGCCCGUGUCAUGGCUGCCCACUUUACUACCUACUAUUACGUCGGUUUCUCAUACAUGAUGAUGCGUCGUUACGCUGACGCUAUCCGCAUGUUCAGCCACAUUUUGGUCUACGUCUCCCGGACGAAGAACUUCCAAAAGGGCGGCAACAGCUACGAUGCUAUUGCCAAGAAGAACGACCAGAUGUACGCUCUGAUUGCCAUCUGCGUUGCUCUCCACCCCACUCGUCUGGACGACACCAUCCACUCUGCCGUCCGUGAGAAGUACGGUGAGCAGUUCCACCGCAUGCAGCAAGGUGGGCCCGAGGCUCUUCCCGUCUUCGAGGAACUCUUCCGCUCUGCCUGCCCCAAGUUCAUCAGCCCGACUCCUCCUGACUUCGACAACCCCGCUGUCAACGUCGACCCUGUGGACCACCACACCGCCAUCUUCAUGGACGAGGUGAAGAACACCCUGUUCAACCCCACCAUCCGCUCCUACCUGAAGCUCUACACCACAAUGGACCUGAAGAAACUUGCGGGCUUCUUGGAGGUCGAGCCCGAGCAGCUCCGCUCGUGGUUGUUGGUCAACAAGCAGCGCAGUCGCCAGAUCCGCUGGGUCGAGGGUGGUCUGCUUGAGGGUGAGGCCGUCAUUUCCAACGACCUGGACUACGCCCUUGAGGACGACCUGAUCCACGUCAGCGAGACCAAGGCCGGCCGCCGCUUGGUGGACUGGUACCUGCGCAACCUGACCCGCGUCUACUAG
This is a messenger RNA of Penicillium oxalicum, 1428 nucleotides long. Its product is annotated as putative eukaryotic translation initiation factor 3 subunit EifCl. Gene Ontology annotation, molecular function: translation initiation factor activity. The record is from RefSeq and is a predicted model, not a curated record. Bases 1 to 1428 code for a protein of 475 amino acids. The transcript is spliced from 2 exons. Gene Ontology annotation, biological process: translational initiation. Gene Ontology annotation, cellular component: eukaryotic translation initiation factor 3 complex; cytoplasm. NCBI's taxonomy places the organism in Eukaryota, Fungi, Ascomycota, Eurotiomycetes, Eurotiales, Aspergillaceae.